GCGCAGUUUGAGACCAUGGGCAACAACAAGAAGGGGGCGGCCAAGUCGUCGGCGACCAAGCGCAAGGCGCCGACCAACAACAAGGACCCGGGGCUCAAGAAGAAGGCCAAGAAGGACGCCAAGCCCGCGGCCAAGAAGGGCAAGAAGGGCGGCGCGAAGAAGAAGGCGGCGCCCGAGGCCGCGCCCGUCGAGGAGGACGUCGAGAUUGACGACGAAGACAUCGAGUUCUUCGAGGCGCACGGCCAGUACUCGUCGUUCCUCAACUCGAUGGACACCGCCGCCCUCGAAAAGUCGACGACGAAGAAGCAAAAGCAAAAGCCGAUGCCGGCCGCGGCCAAGACGCUCGAAGAGAUUGAGGCCGCACCGCGCGCCAUGUCGAUCGUCGAGAAGAAGGCGCCAGUCGACAUCUCGACCAAGCUGCCCGUCAAGUCGAUUGACGGCGUGGUCAAGCCCAACCAGCUCAUGCAAGACAUUGUGCAAGAGGCGCACGACGCCAAGGAGCGCGCGGCCGAGGAAGCCGCCGCUGCGGAGGAGGAUGAAGCGGAAGAUGACGAGGACGAGGAGGCCGACGACGGCGACGACGACCUCGGCAGCGACGUCUCGGACCUCGAGUGUGAAGAGAUCACGGACGUGGCCGAGCCCGAGACGAAGCCGACCAAGUCGAUUUCGCCCGAAGAGCUCAAGGCGCUCCAGAUCCGCCGGCUCGCGUCCAAGAAGGAAGAGAUGGCGGUGCUCUGCGAAGCCAUUCUCGAGUCGCCCGAAGACGGUCUGAAAAAGUCCAAGGACCACCCCGACAGCUUUAGCAAGUUUCAGCAGCUCCACGCCAUGUGCGAAGACACGGACUUGACGCUGUGCAAGCUCGCGAUGCUCUCGGAGCUCUCGGUCCUUCUCGACAUUCUGCCGGAUUACCGCAUCCGCCUCCAAGGCGACUCGGACGGGCCGCAAAAGAAGAAGGUCAAGGAAAUGAAGGAGUUUGAAGCCUCGAUGCUCAACAUGUACCAAAAAUUCCUCAAGUUUCUCGCGGCAACGGCCACCAACCGUCUCCAGAAGCUCAACCCGAACCAGGCGUCGCGCACAUCGACGCAGGUGGUUGCGUUUGAGCUGGCCGAGACCGCAGUCAAGUGCAUGGCCGAGCUUCUCAAAGUCAAAUAUGCCUUCAACUUCAACCUCAACCUCAUCGUGGCCAUGGUGCCGUUCGCCGACUCGCCGUUCAUGACGAUCCAGCGCCCGACCUGCGAGGCGUUUGAAGUCGUUUUCAAGGCUGACAAGACGGGCGUUGCGCCGCUUGAGAUUGUGCGUCAAAUGUCCAACUACGUCAAGAAGCGUCACCACCGCGUCACGGAGCGCAUGAUCCGCACGCUCCUCGCCAUGCCGCUCGACGUGACCAUGGAAGCCGGUGAGAUUGCGCGCAAGGUCGCCAAGUCGAGCCGGAAGAAGCGCCGUCGCCUCCAACAAGACGGCGACACGAUUGUGACGGGGUUGAAGGAGGCCGAGGCCGUCGUCGACAAGUCGGAGCGCGACAAGACGCAGGCGGACAUUCUGCACGAACUCGUGCUGAUUUACUUUCGCAUUCUCAAAAACUCGACGUACUCGCCGGCCAUGCCCGCGGUGCUUGAGGGCUUGACCAAAUACGCCUACUUAAUCAACCUCGAGAUCAUGAUUGACCUCAUGAAGGUGCUCAAGACGCUUUUGCGCGAAGACAUUUUGCCGCUCCAGUCGGCGUUCCACGCCGUCCUCACCGGUAUCAAGACGCUCCAGGGCCCCGGCGCGGAGCUCAAGGUCGACGACAAGGAGUUUGUCGACGUGCUCUACAAGCUUCUGCUGCGCUUUGCCGAGGGCGAGAACGUGGCGUCGUUCCCGACCGCGCUCCAGUGCGUCGAGGCCGUCUUUGUCCGGAGGAAGGAAAUCAUGGUCGACCGCGUCGCGGCUUUUGUGAAGCGCCUUGCGCUCGUCUCGACGUACCUCCCGCCGCACCAGAUCCUCGCGGUCUCGGCGCUCAUUCGCAGCCUCUUCCAUCGCUACAACAAGCUGCACCAGCUCCUCGAGAAUGAUCAGGACCGCGUCGCGUCCGGUGUGUACCGCGCCGACGUCAACGACCCGGACUUUAGCAACCCCUUUGCGGCCGCUUGCUGGGAGUUGACGCUGCUGGCGCAGCACUACCACCCGGUCGUCGCGUCCUUCUCGGCCGGCACGGCAGACCUCGCGCCGUCGCUCCCGAACGAGUACCCCAAGGCGCUUCUGGAUCGGUACGACACCAUGGGCACGGGCGAGUUUGCGCCCCGGAUUGCCAUCCCCAAGCAAAACCCACUCUUCAACAAGAUUGCGCGCCACGAAAAGCAGAAGAAGCAGGCCAAGCCCGUCUUCAUCGCGCCCGUGUACCGCCGCCCGUCGACCUUCUUGACCGCGUGCCUCGAGCUCGACGAGGCCGAGAACACGCUUUCGGCUGCCCCUUAAAUUCCUCAUAUAUUGCUUGCACG
This is a messenger RNA of Saprolegnia parasitica CBS 223.65, 2477 nucleotides long. RefSeq lists its product as hypothetical. Gene Ontology annotation, cellular component: nucleolus. Lineage: Eukaryota; Oomycota; Saprolegniomycetes; Saprolegniales; Saprolegniaceae. Bases 16 to 2454 code for a protein of 812 amino acids. The transcript has 8 exons. Gene Ontology annotation, molecular function: chromatin binding. Gene Ontology annotation, biological process: DNA replication initiation. The record is from RefSeq and is a predicted model, not a curated record.